GGGGCCCCAGUCGCUCAACCAGAGCGCUGAGCACCCGGCGGGUCCGCCUGUCCGGCCACCUGGCUGACUUUCCGCCCCGCGGCGCCCGGUCCUUCCCCAUGCUGGCACCUCGGACCCCCGAGAGCACGGUCCCCAUGUCCCAAACCGAGGCUGACCUGGCCCUCCGGCCACCGCCGCCUCUCCCCACUUCGGGGCCCACCCGCCUGUGGCCACCUCCUCGCCGAGUGCGCCGCUUCUCCGGGAAGGCUGAACCCCGGCCGCGCUGCUCGAGACCCAGCCGCCGCAGCUCGGUCGACCUGGGACUGCUGAGCUCCUGGUCUCAACGCGCCUCACUCGUUCCGGAGCCUCCUGAUCCUCCGGACUCCGCUGGCCAGGGCCCCACGAGGAGCCCACCACCUCCCUCCAAAGAGCCCCCGGAGGGCUCGUGGGCCGGGGCAGCCCCUCCGAAGGCUGCAGACCCGGCGUUCCCUGAGCUCACGGGAUCUUCAGGAGGCCCGGGGUUCCCGGAGCUACCGAAGCUUCCUGAUGCCGCUGCUCGGGAGAGGCGGCGGGAGCAGGAAGAAAAGGAGGACACGGAGACCCAGGCUGUGGCCACGUCCCCGGACGGCCGAUACCUCAAGUUUGACAUCGAGAUUGGAAGAGGCUCCUUCAAGACGGUGUAUCGAGGGCUAGACACGGACACCACGGUAGAAGUGGCCUGGUGUGAACUGCAGACUCGGAAACUGUCUCGAGCUGAGCGGCAGCGCUUCUCUGAGGAGGUGGAAAUGCUCAAGGGGCUGCAGCACCCCAACAUCGUUCGCUUCUACGAUUCAUGGAAGUCAGUGCUGAGGGGCCAGGUUUGCAUCGUGCUGGUCACGGAACUCAUGACCUCUGGCACGCUCAAGACGUACCUGAGGCGGUUCCGAGAGAUGAAGCCCCGAGUCCUUCAGCGCUGGAGUCGCCAAAUCCUGCGGGGACUUCAUUUCCUACACUCCAGGGUUCCCCCGAUCCUGCACCGAGAUCUCAAGUGCGACAAUGUCUUCAUCACCGGUCCUUCAGGCUCUGUCAAAAUCGGAGAUCUGGGACUGGCCACGCUCAAACGCGCCUCCUUUGCCAAGAGCGUUAUUGGAACUCCGGAAUUCAUGGCCCCGGAGAUGUAUGAGGAAAAGUACGAUGAGGCGGUGGAUGUGUACGCCUUUGGCAUGUGUAUGCUGGAGAUGGCAACGUCGGAGUACCCGUAUUCCGAGUGCCAGAAUGCUGCGCAAAUAUACCGCAAGGUCACUUCGGGUACAAAACCCAACAGCUUCUACAAAGUGAAGAUGCCCGAGGUGAAGGAGAUCAUUGAAGGCUGCAUCCGCACGGAUAAGAACGAGAGGUUCACCAUCCAGGAUCUACUGGCUCACGCCUUCUUCCGUGAGGAACGAGGUGUGCACGUGGAGCUGGCGGAGGAGGACGACGGUGAGAAGCCAGGCCUCAAGCUCUGGCUGCGCAUGGAGGAUGCGCGGCGCGGGGGGCGACCACGGGAUAACCAAGCCAUCGAGUUCUUGUUCCAGCUCGGCCGGGAUGCUGCGGAGGAGGUGGCGCAGGAGAUGGUAGCUUUGGGCUUAGUCUGUGAAGCUGACUACCAGCCAGUGGCUCGUGCAGUUCGUGAACGGGUCGCUGCCAUCCAGCGAAAGAGGGAGAAACUUCGAAAAGCUAGGGAGUUGGAGGUUCUCACACCAGAGUCAGGAGCUCCACCAGCAGCUGUAUCCAUGGCUCCCGGUGCCCCUGGUACCUUCCCUCCAGAGCCUGAGGAGCCAGAGGCUGACCAGCACCAGUCCUUCCUCUUCCGUCAUGCCAGCUACUCAUCUACCACCUCUGAUUGCGAGACUGAUGGCUACCUCAGCUCCUCCGGCUUCCUGGAUGCCUCAGACCCUGCCCUUCAUCCCCCUGGGAGGGUGCCAUCCAGCCCAGCUGAGUCCCAUCUCUGCCUGCCCUCGGCUUUUGCCUUAUCCAUUCCACGUUCUGGCCCUGGCAAUGACUUUUCUCCUGGGGACAGCUAUGCCUCAGAUGCAACAUCAGGCCUCAGUGACAUGGGAGAAGGGGGACAAAUGAGGAAAACCCCAGUGAAGAAUCUUCGACGUAGACCCCGAUCCCGGCUUCGGGUCACUAGUGUCUCAGACCAGAAUGACAGAGUGGUUGAGUGCCAGUUACAGACCCACAACAGCAAGAUGGUGACCUUCCGAUUUGAUCUGGAUGGGGACAGCCCAGAAGAGAUUGCAGCUGCCAUGGUGUAUAAUGAGUUCAUUCUGCCCUCGGAGCGAGAUGGAUUCUUGAGCCGGAUUCGGGAGAUUAUCCAGCGAGUAGAGACCCUGCUAAAGAGAGAUACUGGCCCCCCGGAGGCUGCUGAAGACACCCUGGGCCCCCAGGAGAGAGCACCACUGCCAGCCCUCCCAGAUCCACCUGGUGCAGAGCCCCAGAGCAGCAUCUCCUUGGAACAGAGGAGCUGGGCAGUCUUCUCUACCUCCCCAUCUUCUCCUGGAACCCCCCUUUCCCCUGGAACUCCUGUUUUCCCAUGCUCCAUCUUUCCUAUCACUUCACCCCCAUGUCAUCCUUGCCCAUUCUCCCAGGUCUCCUCAAACCUUUCUCCACAGGGCCCCAGCUCCCCACUUCCACCUUCCUCCAGUGCACAUCAGUUUCUAUUCCCACCCUCUCCACUUCCCCUUAGUCCUCUCCCCACCAGCAUUCCUCACCCAUUCUCUAAUUGUUCCCAAGUAACCCUUAAUCCCUCUUCUUUUCCUGUCUGCCCCUCUCCUCCUUCUCUCCCCUCCACCACAGCAGCUCCUCUCCUCUCACUGGCUAGUGCCUUCUCUCUUGCUGUGAUGACUGUGGCCCAGUCCCUGCUGUCCCCAUCCCCUGGGCUUCUUUCCCAGUCUUCUCUAGCCCCCCCUGGUCCUCUGCCUAGCCUGGCCCUUCCCCUUCCCCUUGCUUCUUGUGGCCAGGAGAGCCUUUCGCCCCAAACAGCUGAGACAGAGAGUGAGGCCUGCCGAAAUCCUGCUCAGCCACUCCUGGGUGAAGCCAGACUGGCACCCAUCUCUGAAGAGGGAAAGCCCCAGCUUGUUGGGCGUUUCCAAGUGACUUCAUCCAAGGAACCAGCUGAGCCUCCCCAGCAACCCGUAUCUCCAACUCCCUCCAGUUCCCUAAGACUUCCAACCCCUCAGCUGACCUCAGAGAGCUCAGACACAGAGGAUAGUGUUGGAAAUGGACCAGAGACCAGGGAGGCUCUGGCAGAGAGCGACCGUGUGGCUGAGGGCCUGGGGGCUACAAUUGAGGAAGGGGACGAUGGGAAGGAACCCCGAGUUGGGGGCAGCUCCCCACUCUUGAGCCAUCCCAGCCCAGUGUGGAUGAACUACUCCUACAGCAACCUGUGUCUCAGCAGCGAGGAGUCAGAGAGCAGUGGGGAGGAUGAGGAGUUCUGGGCUGAGUUGCAGAACCUUCGGCAGAAGCACUUGUCAGAGGUGGAGGCACUACAGACACUACAGAAAAAGGAAAUUGAGGACUUGUACAGCCGGCUUGGGAAGCAACCCCCUCCUGGUAUUGUAGCACCAGCUGCUAUGCUGUCCAGCCGCCAGCGCCGCCUCUCCAAGGGCAGCUACCCCACCUCCAGGCGCAACAGCUUGCAGCGCUCUGAUCUCUCUGGCCCUGGCAUCAUGCGAAGGAAUUCCCUGAGUGGCAGCAGCACCGGCUCCCAGGAGCAGCGGGCAAGCAAAGGGGUGACAUUCGCCGGGGAUGUUGGCAGGCUGGUGAGGGCGGGCCCGAGGGAGGGAAAGCCCAGGGAAUGGUAACUGGCAGCAGCUUUAGCAUCCUCCUCCUUUGGAUGUUUCUUCAGGAUUUUUUUUUUUCUUCCCCUCCAGUGAACUCAGAACAGAAGUCCUAUGUCUCCCCAACACCAGGCCCCACCAUAUAGCACUUGGGCUCUCAGAAUCUGACGCUUUUAUGGCCAACUCAACUCCACAAUGAACACCUCAGCACUGAGGGGGUAGAAGGCCUGGGGGCAUAAAAAGUACGGUUCUAUUAUUCUGACAAGUCAAACCCGUGGGCACUGUUUGCUGUGUGGAAAUGUCAGUUCUGUAGCCUACCACCUUCAUCUGUCCCUCCCCAGCCAAGGGCCAACCACUAAGCAGUCCCACCCAAGUCCAGAUGCUUCUAGAAGGCCAACUCCCAGCUGGGAGAGGGUAGGAAGUAUGCUUACACCACCAAAAUUAGCAUCAGCUAAUAAAAAUAAAAUAAGGAUUGUGGGUCUGUGUCUGUCAUGCCUUAGAAAUGGGGCAAAGACUUGUGGAGUGAGGCGGGGAGGAUUUAGAAGGCAUUCUCCUUGUACAAUGGGAGGCAGGAUGGAAGCUGCCAGCCCAGCCUCUGGCUUCCUGCCAUCAGGUCAUGAGGAAACUGCAUGGCCAAUGAUCCACUUGGCCAAACUCUGAUCCCCUCCAGACCCCACCCUAGGCCUGUAUAGGCAGGUAUCACUGAAAGUUAAAAGAAUGAGGGUUAUUUGUCUCUUAUCCUUCAUCUACUUAUGUAGGGAUGGGGAAAGGCAAUGACACUAGAGUAUGUUAUGGCAGAGGACAGAACAGUGACCUUCCUUCCCCUAAGACCUGGUUCAGUCUCAAACAGCCCAGUAAUCUCUCCCUUAAAUCAGGUGGAAAGAUCUCACGGAAAAAGUAAUUCUAGUUAAACAUUUACAGCUCCCUGGGGCAAUGCCACCACAGCAGCUACCUCCAUGGAGCUUUCCAGCAUGAAGUGCCAUGUGUCUCUCGGCCCCCACACACUAGCUUGGCUUCAGAAGAGAUGACUUAUUUUAUUACUCUUAACUUGACCCUAACUUUAGAUUUCAACUCUACAGAGCUGCCAUACCCUCCCCCCUAACAAGUGGGCCCCUGGGAGGUGAAGGGAGAAAAACAAAGUUUCGGGAAAGCCAAGGUUGCACA
Molecule: messenger RNA, 4943 nt
Organism: Nannospalax galili (Upper Galilee mountains blind mole rat)
Lineage: Eukaryota; Metazoa; Chordata; Mammalia; Rodentia; Spalacidae
Gene: Wnk4
Product: WNK lysine deficient protein kinase 4
Exons: 18
Coding region: 99-3803 (1234 amino acids)
Biological process (GO): positive regulation of sodium ion transmembrane transporter activity; monoatomic ion homeostasis; renal sodium ion absorption
Cellular component (GO): cytosol; cytoplasm
Molecular function (GO): chloride channel inhibitor activity; potassium channel inhibitor activity; protein serine/threonine kinase activity
Source: RefSeq, a predicted model, not a curated record